Paecilomyces variotii is the source of this 1850-nucleotide messenger RNA. Its product is annotated as immunogenic protein. The coding region runs from base 95 to 1654 and encodes 519 amino acids. NCBI's taxonomy places the organism in Eukaryota, Fungi, Ascomycota, Eurotiomycetes, Eurotiales, Thermoascaceae. The record is from RefSeq and is a predicted model, not a curated record. The transcript has 4 exons.
CAGAUCUCGCGCCCCCGUUUCUACACCUUUAUUACCGGCUUUUUUAUUAAUUUCUUAACUGAAAUUCUAAUCUCCCCACCACCUGUAAUUCACCAUGUCGGACACCCAGAAGCCUGUUGAGGAAACCCCCGCGGCCGCCCCCGCCACUGAGACUCCUGCUGAGGCUCCUGCGACGGAGACUCCCGCUGCUGAAGCUCCCCAGGAGACCCCCGCGGAGGCCACUGAGGCUGCUCCCGCUGCGGAGAGCACUGAGGAGGCCCCCAAGGAGGAGGAGGCCAAGAAGGAGGUCACCCCCGCGACGGACGGUGUGCUGGGAUACAAGGCUCCCGGUCUCGUCAAGAGCCUUCGCUUCGUCAAGCGCUACUUCUACUUCAGCGAGGAGCCCGUCGAGGUCAAGUCUCUCUCCCAGUACCUCCAGACCGAGAAGGCUUCCGUCGCUCACCCCCUCGCCGCCUGGGCCAGCCAGUCUGGCAAGGGUCUGCUGUUCUUCGCCAAGCGCGCUGAGGACAAGGCCACCCCCGCCGGUAUCCUCUCUCUGGCCGACGUCACCGUCUCCAAGGAGGGCUCUUCUGAGUUCAUCAUCAAGGCCAACGGCCAGAAGCACACUUUCCAGGCCGCCUCUGCGGAAGAGCGUGACAGCUGGAUCGCCGCCGUCGAGGCCAAGGCCACUGAGGCCAAGGCUGAGAAGGAGGCCAUCACCUCCAGCGAGGGCUACAAGGCCGAGCUGGAGAAGCUGAACAAGGGCGCUGAGCCUGAGGCCACAAAGAAGGACGAGUCCGCCCCCGCUGACGAGGACAAGGCUACCAAGAGCCGCUCCCAGUCCCGUAAGCGCGCCAGCAUCUUCGGUGCCUUCCUGAACAAGAAGGAGGAGACUGCUGAGGAGAAGAAGGAGGAGAAGAAGGAGGACAAGGCUGAGGAGGCCAAGCCCGCUGAGCCCGCCGCUGAGACCACCGAGGCUUCCGCUGCCACUGAGACUCCUGCUGAGGCUCCUGCUGCUGCUGAGGCUACCGAGGACAAGAAGGAAGAGAAGAAGGCUGAGGCUCCUGCGAAGAACAAGCGCACCUCCAUCUUCGGCAACUUCUUCCAGAAGGUCACCAGCCCGACCACCGAGAAGUCUGAGAAGGAGGCCAACGGCACUGAGGAGACCACUGCUGUCUCCAGCACCGCUCCUCAGCUGGAGAACCCCGUCGAGGAGGCCAACAAGCCCGCUGAGGGUGAGACUGAGGCUCCCGCCGAGGGUGAGGCUGCCAAGAAGGACGAGUCCGCCCCGGCUGCUGAGGCCACCGCUGAGGCUACCACCCCCAAGGACAAGCGCCGCACCUCUUUCUUCGGCACCUUCGGCAAGAAUGCGAAGAAGGGUGAGGCCUCGGACUCCGAGGGCGAGGCCAAGCCCAAGAACAAGCUUGGUGGUCUGUUCCGCAAGCCCAGCAAGGCCGUGAAGUCCGGCAAGGACAAGGAGGCCGCUCCCGCUGAGCCUGAGACCAUCCCCGAGGGUGAGGACAAGCCCGAGCCCAUCAGCAAGGACGCUCCCGCCGAGGAGAAGCCCGCUGAGGAGGCCGCCAAGGAGGAGGAGAAGGAGAAGGAGGCUGUUGCUGACGCUCCCGCUGCUGCCAACGUCGCCACCACCACUGCUCCUAUCCAGGCCGCCGCGUGAAGGGUUCCCACCAGGACGAGCGUCGUCGAGUUUGAGAAGUGGUGGGACCAGCGGUAUACGUCUCGUUCUGGCAUCUCUACAGCCCUGAUGACUGACGUCGCUCCAUGAGAAUCUUCAUACAAAAAAAAAAGCAAAAAUCGUUCUCUGCAGGAUUUCAGAUGGAAAACCCCACCCCCUCCAAUUCUUCAAACUCGCU